UAGCUGCCAAUUUCAUGUAGCAGAUUUCAGAGUCUAUUCUUUAUGUGUACCCAGAAAAAUAUAUGAAUAUUCACAACAGAAGAGUUAAGAUCGAAUUGGAAGAAAUGGGACGAGAUGAUGAUAGGAUAUCAUUUGACUACGAUGACCAGUGACGUGCAGUAUACUGACAAUAUAAAUACUGAAGAUAUAAAAACUGAAGAUAUGAAAACUGAAGACAUAAAGACUGAAGACGUUAAGGCUGAAAACAUAGAUGUUGUUGACCAGUUAAUUGAUGAGAAUGGAAUAAGACCGUCCAAUGGAUAUGAAUCAGAAAUUGAAGCCUUGAGCAGUGAACAUAACUCAUCUAAUAAAUAUCAAAUUAGGAAUUAUAUCGCUCAUUUAAAACUACAACGUGGCACAACGAAAAACUGGAAUUUUGAGAAAAUGACUUUGAAACUUUUAUAUUCUUAUAACUUUUAA
This is a messenger RNA of Harmonia axyridis, 459 nucleotides long. RefSeq lists its product as uncharacterized. NCBI's taxonomy places the organism in Eukaryota, Metazoa, Arthropoda, Insecta, Coleoptera, Coccinellidae. The transcript has 3 exons. Bases 115 to 459 code for a protein of 114 amino acids. The record is from RefSeq and is a predicted model, not a curated record.